Messenger RNA from Adelges cooleyi (spruce gall adelgid), 648 nucleotides. RefSeq lists its product as uncharacterized. NCBI's taxonomy places the organism in Eukaryota, Metazoa, Arthropoda, Insecta, Hemiptera, Adelgidae. The transcript is spliced from 4 exons. The record is from RefSeq and is a predicted model, not a curated record. Bases 128 to 508 code for a protein of 126 amino acids.
AGUGGAGGAGAGUAACAAAACUAACUGCAUAAAGUCAAACCGAUCGUAUACUGUAUUAGUGAUUUUUCGAGUUUCUCACACAUAUCUUAACCCAUAAGGUGUAUCAAACAACUACAAAGUAUUUACCAUGAACUCAAACAUGCGUCUUCGUUGUGUCGUGUUAUUUGCGAUAUUUUCCUUUGGCCUCAUUAUUUCGUUACAUGCCAUUCCAUCCACCCAAUCGGACCCUAUAAGAACACUGAAAUCGAGAAUUGAGGCUAACAUUUUUUUAAUUAGUCAUGAGAAAAAGGAAUUGGAUUCAGUCUAUUUGGAUGUUUUUAAAAAUGCACAUCAAUUAAUUUUAAACGGCAACAUUGACAAUGCCAAUGCUGAAUUAAUCUCUGCAAUACAAACUAUGAUGGUUCUCGAAGGAUCUAAGGAUCUCCCAGAAGGUGUAAAAGAAAUUGCUCUAAACGGUAUGAAAAAGGCCGUCGAAAAAUUUGUAGAAGAAGUAAAACCAAAAAAUUAAUAAAUUCAACAUUUAUAUUUUUAAUUAACAAUAUUUUUGUUUUAUAAAAAGAUAAAGUUUAAAUAGUUAUUGUUAAUGUUUUAACUUAUUACAUGUUAUUAUUUUGCCACAUAAUAUAAUACACGUCAUAUUGUACUCUA